Molecule: messenger RNA, 2226 nt
Organism: Nerophis lumbriciformis (worm pipefish)
Lineage: Eukaryota; Metazoa; Chordata; Actinopteri; Syngnathiformes; Syngnathidae
Source: RefSeq, a predicted model, not a curated record
AAACACUCCCAUAUGAGUUGUCAACCAAGAGGUGAAGACAUGGACGACGCAUGCUCUGAAUAUGACAAUGUGGGCUCUGAUGUGGAGCAGGACUAUGAUGAGGUACUACAUUUAAACAGGGAGGCCAUUGUGGAUACGAGGUACUACAAGCAGUACUGCCUCGAGGAUGGGGGUUACGUUAAGACCACGGCUGGUAAAAAUGGAAACGAGCGGUCGACAGCCACGCCUCGCCAAAGCAUGGAGAGACGGAAUGGGUCACAAUCAGAAAAUAAGCCCCAUAUGGCCAGCCGUUCCUUUAGGUCGCGUUCUACCCACAUACAGACUGCAGAGGUUGAAGAGGUAGGAAAAGGUCUAGAAAACAGGUUUUUCUUUUGUGACGGAGAUGAAAUAGAAGAGGUGCUGGAUGGAGCAAGAUUUAUAGAAGAUUUAGAAGAGGUAGAAGAUACUGAUCAAACACAGGCUGGCCUUUAUCACGACAAUGAAUGGAUUAGUAAGGGGUGUGAUGAAAGGGAGAAAGAAGAUGACAGUAGAAUGACAAGGAACCAUAACAUGCCGGGAACAAAUAGGAAUUGCGACUCAUCUCAUGUGAGCUCUAAGGCAGAAAGACAGGGAAAAGGACAAGGGAAGACAGCUGCAGCACAGGACAUUGAACACAUUACUUCUGGGGUUAAAGGUUGCACAACCAACAAAAAUGAUCAUCGUGUAAAGACAUCCGCCAAGGAGAGCAGAAAAGCUCCUGUGCGAAACAAAGCCAAAUACAGCAAGCAACACUCAUCCCCUCAUCAAGGCCAAGCACCAAUGAACAGCCAGAAGGCUCAAUCUCGUAGAGAGGUCACUUCUGUUCCCAGACCCUACUGUAAUAACCAGGAUGGGGAACCGAGGGUCAUCAAGCCAUCGCCACCUCUCCGUCAAACACCUGAGCAAGAGGAAAUGCCGCCCACGGAGAGCCACACUCAACAACAAGAACCAACCCCAGUUGAGAUGCAGCAGCCGACGAAGAGUCCAGAGCACCUCACAGAUGCUGAAAGCAGUUCCCCAAAGAAAACACAAGAAGCUGCUUCCUUCCCCAGUUUUGAAGACGUCCCAGGUCCUUGUGAGCCAGAAGAUCUUAUUGACGGAAUUAUCUUUGCCGCUAACUACCUUGGCUGCACUCAAGUGCUCUCUGACAAGAAUCCAACCAAGACUGUCCGCAUGUCACAAGCUCAUGAAGCCGUCAGUCGUAUCAAGAGCCAAGAUGAAGACUCCCAAAUGAUGACUGAAGUCGACCUGUUUAUCUCCACUAAAACCGUCAAGGUGCUCAAUGCUGACACACAGGAUACAAUGAUGGAUAGCGCCUUACGUACCAUCUCUUAUAUUGCUGACAUUGGCAGCAUAGUGGUUCUGAUGGCACGCAGGCGUUUGUCUCAGGGGUCGUCUGAGGAUUUCUCCGAAACUGUAGAGUCCAGCGGCGAAGGGAAUAGUCAGUACGGCAUGUUCUGCUAUGUCUUUGAGUCCGAAGAUGCCCAGCUCAUCGCACAGUCCAUCGGGCAGGCCUUUAGCGUGGCCUACAGAGAGUUCCUGCGAGCCAAUGGCAUCAACCCGACAGACUUGAGUCAGAAACAAUACAGUGACAUCAUCAACUCACAGGAAAUGUACCACGACGACCUCAUCCAUUUCUCAAACUCGGACAACUGUAAAGAGUUGUGCGUGGAGAAGCAAAAAGGAGAGAACCUGGGUGUUGUGAUUGUUGAGUCCGGCUGGGGCUCCAUUCUCCCCACGGUCAUCCUCGCCGGAAUGCUGAACAGCGGCCCGGCGGCACGUUCUGGGAAACUCAGUGUUGGAGAUCAGAUCAUGUCCAUCAAUGACACCAGCCUGGUGGGGCUUCCCCUUGCUACUUGUCAGGGCAUCAUCAAGGGCCUGAAGAAUCAGGUGAAAGUAAAAAUGAGUAUUGUGAGCUGCCCCCCUGUCACCACUGUCCUAAUCAAGCGGCCUGAUCUUAAGUUCCAGCUUGGUUUCAGUGUUCAAAAUGGCAUAAUCUGCAGCCUGAUGCGAGGCGGGAUCGCCGAGAGAGGCGGUGUUCGCGUCGGCCAUCGAAUCAUAGAGAUAAAUGGUCAAAGCGUGGUUGCGAUGCCGCACGAAAAAAUUGUGCAGACCCUGUCCGUGUCAGUGGGUGAGAUCAACAUGAAGACGAUGCCCGCCGUGAUGUUCCGACUCCUCACAGGGCAGGAGACGCCCUCCUACAUAUAA